AUGUUUUUCCAGGGCUACAGAAUGACUGUCAUUCGUUGUGAUCAAAUAUCGGAAUAUGAAGAAUGGUCCAAAGAUCUAGAGACGCAGCCACACAGUCUUGCAAUUUCUCGCCAAGGUCAUCGAAUAGCCGUGGGUUUUGCAAGAGCCACCAACAUCUUUGAUGGUGCAAAAGGCAGCUCAGAGAUUUUGCCAGCAGCAAUGCCUCACGACCAAGCCGCUUUCCAAGUCGAUAGCCAAUGUAUGUCGUUUUCGACAUGUGGCAAUCACCUAGUAGUUGCCACUCGCGAGCCUCGUGAAGGAUACGUCUAUGUUGGUGUCCACGAUCUGUCACCACUCCGGCGAUACAGCCAGCAGAUGCAGGAUUUCAGAAUUCCCAAGGGGCAUACUUUCCUUAUCGACAGAGCGUCCACUAGACCAAGCCAGAUGACCCAUCGGGAUUUCAACCCAUUUCCUGGCGACCAGAUCCAGUGCGCAACCGCCCUGCCAGGACAGAUCCCCCGAAUUUGCUUGGUAAAUGACGGGAAUAAAGUCUUCGUUUUGCGGUAUCAAGACAAAAACUGGAAGUCCGAGCCAACGAAAGUCAAAUUAGAUAGAGCUCGAAAGGAUGUCGGCAAGUACGAGGACAAGAUGUCAAUCGGAGCGACUGAGACAGGCAUUAUCCGUACUUUCUGGAUGCAGGGGGACGAGGGUCGAAUGCUGAGUGUCCAUCAGAAUGAAGCUGGCCGUUUUGAGGUCGAGAAAAUAUCCAUGGCGGGGAGACUCUGUUGA
This is a messenger RNA of Bacidia gigantensis, 768 nucleotides long. RefSeq lists its product as uncharacterized. NCBI's taxonomy places the organism in Eukaryota, Fungi, Ascomycota, Lecanoromycetes, Lecanorales, Ramalinaceae. The record is from RefSeq and is a predicted model, not a curated record. The transcript is spliced from 2 exons. The coding region runs from base 1 to 768 and encodes 255 amino acids.